Molecule: messenger RNA, 5722 nt
Organism: Anneissia japonica
Lineage: Eukaryota; Metazoa; Echinodermata; Crinoidea; Comatulida; Comatulidae
Product: short transient receptor potential channel 3-like
Exons: 14
Coding region: 538-3330 (930 amino acids)
Biological process (GO): calcium ion transmembrane transport; regulation of cytosolic calcium ion concentration; manganese ion transport
Cellular component (GO): membrane; cation channel complex
Molecular function (GO): inositol 1,4,5 trisphosphate binding; store-operated calcium channel activity; protein binding
Source: RefSeq, a predicted model, not a curated record
GGUUUAUCUAAUCUACCAUGGGGAAAUUACAAGUUGUUAGUGUUCGUAUGACAGUUAACGCUAUCAGUAACGUGUUCAUUUGUCUGCCCUAGUUUGCUUUCUGAAGAAUUACCAGGUUGAUCAAACUAAUAUUAAAGGAAAGUUUAAAAGCUGUGUUUUUGAGUUAAUAGACAUGCGCAACUAGGUUUAUGAUGACGAAGUGUGUAUUUAUUGAAUAAUGAGAUCAAAUCAGAGUCACUUCGAAGAGACAAUGACGGCGAUGUGUAACGCACUCAACUGUAAACAGUACGUGCAGUACAUGAAGUAGAGCCUACGCACAACGAAUUUGAACAACUGUGAAAAAGCAAACAUUUUUAUGCCCGUCUAAAAUUAUAGUGCUGCAGGACAUAGUCACGAUUGACAUUAGCCGAUAGCAGUUAUUGACACGAAUACUAAGCAAUCGGUCUAGAACAAUAUUGGCCUAUCAAAAUAGUGGGUACUACAGAACCUAUUAUUAAGAGAAACAUUUCUUUGAUUUAGCAUUGAAAUCAACCAAAGAUGCCGAAGAAGCGUCGCAUUCUAUAUGGGUCUUCCAUUGCAUCCACCACAAGUGAGGCAGGAGAGGGUGUUGAUAUCAUUUCCAUCGAAAAGGAGGAGAAAACGAAGAACAUAUUGCAUGCAGCAGAGAUGGGUGACUUGAUUACGCUCAAAGAAGCGAUCGAGAACGCCGACGAAGCAGAGGUUGAGUGGAUAUUACAAUUACACGACUAUAAAGACAGAUCUAUUCUAGAAGUUGCAACAGAAAAUGAACACUGGGAAAUUGUCAACUAUGUAAUCACUAAUCAUGGACAAACCCAGAAGAUACCAUGGAACACGGUAUAUGAAUCACUUAUGCUUGCCAUCAGCAAGGGUUACCUACGAAUUACGCAGUCAAUACUGGAACAUUCUAUGUUCAAAAGAGGCAAGGAUCGGAACAGACUUGGCUCGAUAUCGCAUUAUUUUGAACAAGUGAGGAAAAAUUCAAAGUUCGAUCAUGACAUAACACCACUGAUGCUGGCCGCCCACUACAACGACAUUGAUAUUAUUCGACUAUUUUUGGCCAGAGGAGAGAAGAUUAAAACACCGCACCUCAGCAGCUGUAACUGUGUUGCUUGCGAAAAUAAGAGAAUGUUUGAUUCACUGAAACAUUCGAAAUCACGAAUUAACACGUAUAAGGCUCUAACCAGUCCUGCAUAUAUCUCGUUAACCAGCUCGGACCCAAUACUUACAGCAUUUGACCUAUGCAGGGAGCUUGAUAUUCUCGCCUCCAAAGAAAAGGAAUUUAAGAAUGUUUACAAGGAAUUAUCAGACACAUGCAAGGAAUACACAUCUGACCUUCUGGACAUGUGUCAAAGUUCACAAGAAGUUGACAAUCUGCUUAGCGGAGGUGAGGGGUGUUUGGAUCAAAGAGAACGACUGGGACGAGUUAAGUUGGGAAUCACAUAUAGGCAGAAACAGUUUGUUGCACAUGCGCAUUGCCAACAUCAACUGUCGACUUUAUUUUAUGGAGAACUGAUGUCAACUUGGAAAGACGCUAAUAUAUUCAUACGAUUCCUGAUGAGUGUUGGUCUGUCGCUCGGUCUGCCUAUUUGGAUAUUUGCUUAUUGGAUAUUUCCGCACAGUAAGCUGGGCAAGAUACUGAAAACACCUAUGGUGAAAUUCAUACUUCACACUGUUUCAUAUAUUGGUUUUAUUUUACUCCUAUUUUUUGAUUCAACGUUGAUUGAAGAUAGAUAUGAUCAAAGUCAAAGCUGUAAUGAUAGUCAACGUAAAACUCUCUGUGACGCUCUUUGUAGCUCAGAUUGUUUAAUAUUCGACAUGGUUUCUAGGUCAGGAUUGUGCAGUGGAGGAUGUAAUAAUGGAUGUUUGCGCAGACGAGUCCCAGAGGUUUCGCCACUAAGUACCGUCAUACUUAUCUUCAUUCUAGGUUAUUUCUGGAAUGAGAUAAAGCAGAUUUUGCAAGAGGGCUCAAAUCGGUACUUUUCAUCCGUGUGGAAUUGGUUAGAUAUUUGUAUGCUGAACCUGUACAUUGGUUACUUUUUGCUGAACUUAGUAGCGUUACAAAAAGCUGCAAGUGCAGAAACUUUCUUCAACAACUUCAACGAUUCGUGUCCUACUUUCAUCGAACCAAAUACACAUGUCAAGGAUCAUAUUUACUUUUUGUCAGCAGAUCGUAGGCUGUGGAAACCAGCUGAUCCCACGUUGAUAGCAGACGCAAUGUUUGCCAUGGCAAAUGUUCUCAGUUUUACCCGGGUAGCUUUCAUUUUACCGGCUAGUGAGUUCCUAGGACCUCUGCAGAUAUCGUUAGGCCGAAUGCUCGGCGAUGUCACAAGGUUCCUCAUCGUCUUCAUGGUAGUUUUUCUUGCGUUUUUCUGUGCUACGUACAAUUUAUAUGGUUACUAUGCUGUAAAUAAGGGCGAUGUUACAGACCAAGAUAGUGGAGCAGUAAAAGCCUUUGCUUCAUUUCAAGUGACAAUGUUGUCGUUGUUGUGGGCGUUAUUUGGUCUUGGAGAUUCUAGUGAUUAUGACAUACCACGUGAAUAUAAACAUGACAUAACGCAAGGGUUUGGAACGCUCUUACUUCUCGCGUACCAUUUCGCUAUGGUCUUGGUCAUGUUGAACAUGCUCAUCGCCAUGAUGGCGGCAUCCUUUGAAGAUAUCCAGGCCGAUGAGGACGUUGAAUGGAAAUUUGCAAGAGCUAAGCUUUGGAUUUCAUAUUUCGAGGCCGGUACGUUGCCUGUUCCAUUCAAUUUGGUCCCCAGUCCUAAGACAAUGUGGGUAUUGUACAAAUCGGCAAGAGACCGUAUUCGGCGCUGGUUGGCCAGAAGGCGUGGACAUGGUUUGGAACGCUGGGAGAGAAAAAGAGAUGACAGUCAGUUACGUGUGCAAACUCAAACGGGAAUUGGCGGAAGUGAAACGAUGUUAAGCACACUUGGACUGUUCAAUAUUUCAACACGCGCCAGCAUGCCUACGUCUGCACAGGAGAAUGAGGAUGUCCUGAAGGGGAUCGUAAAACGAUACUUAUUUCGACUCCAAAGGGACAAAGACACUGACGAAGUUGGCGAAGGUGAAUUGGACGAAAUUAAAUACGAUAUAUCAAGUUUACGUUAUGAAAUCAUGCAGAAAAUUGAUGAUGCAGUCGAGGGCAAAACUGGAGAAGGGUUUGGCGGUUCUCGUGGUUCAGCUCCAAAAAUGAGUGAUCGAAUGGAUAUCGUGGAGAACAAUUUGUUUCUGCUAGUUGGAGAAAUACAAAAGUUACGACGUGAUCUUGUGUUGAAUGGAUUUGUUGAGCGUCCCGAUGACGAGAAAUAGGCCUAACUAGUAUAAGCAUUCAUAUAAAAGUUGUUUCAAUGCGUCUGUCUAUUUUUUGCAGCAUAGGCCUUUUAUAAUUUAAUAAGGGUGAUUCCCUUAACCUAGGUUGCCAUAAAAUCACUACACGCUAUAGCAGACGCAUUUCGGCGACGCUCAGUGGUCGUGGCGAAUGGAGCUACGCAGUGCAACGAAUUCAGUGAAAUUGCUGUAACAUUGUAGCGAUUUUAUGGAAAACAGGUUUAAGGCGAAUCUAUACCAUUUGUUUGGUCUCGACAUUACAGUAUAACCGAAUCCAUUGAUAUCAGUUUCGAGCAGUAGUUUGAGUAAUUUUGGAUGAAAUAAAAAUGCAUUUCUGCAUGAUUAAAGACAAUGAAAGUAUAAUACACUAUAUAGCAAUAUCAAUAGGCCUGUUUCUAUUUAUUUAACGUAUCUGAUUCAGCCAAGGCUCCUAUGCGCUUCACAUAUAUAUUUUUUCAUGGUACCGUACCAAUUUAUGCAAUUAUGUAUGAUGCAUAUUGUAACUUUAUACGUUAGAUAAAUUAUUAGAUCAUCUUUAUAAGCCUAUGUUUGACUAAAGAAAAUUGACUAUCAUAUUGUAGAUUAUUCUGACUUCAUAAUUUGCUAUGAGGUAUGCGGUUUGUUGUUCAUGGUUUGAUAAGUAAAGGCCAAACAUUGAAGGCAAAAAAAAGCUAAGUAUUUAUAUAGAGGCUUGAUCAAAGAUGAACAGCUGUUUUUCUAAAUUCUUGAUUGAUAGACAGCAUUAAUAAGCGAGGCCAGGAAUAUAACGUAUAAAUGCAUGUAUUACAGGUGUGUAUAACAUUCUUACUUGGUGUACCUACUUAUAAACAGAUCAACAUUUUGAAAUACAAUGGUUAAUGGUUAAUGGUUAUUAAUUUAUAGAGCGCAAAAUACAAAAAGUCUCUAAGCGCUAUCAGGCAAGUGUAAAGAUGGAACGGAAACCAAAACCACAAAAUAAAAAAGAAGUGAAAUUUAAAUACCAUGCCAGCACCCAAACCGAAGUAUGGGGAUACGCCCUCAUCGCUGGCUAGGUUAAUAUAGUUAUAGAUGGGUUAUUUGUAAUUUGUAUAAAUAUUGUGUUAUGUUCCAACAUCACUAAAUUGACUAAGUAGGCUGUAACUGACAGAAACGAUGCAUAAAAAAAGCAAUGUCCUCUAUGAAUUCUAUUUUAAAGUACUAUUUAUGACUUCGUGGAAUUUUUGUAAUGCAUUUAUUAACGUUCGUCUAUGAAGAAAUUUAAUGUAAAUCAGAAUACCAAAGAAAAGGUUGUUGGAAUAAAACAGGAAUUUGUCGACAUUGGUCGUAUGAAAAUUAACUAAUUUUCUGUGGUUCCAUAGGCACAGACGAUCCGUCCGUUUCAUGUUCUGAAUGUAGGGUAAGAUCGUUCCAUAGCCUUAAACAUUGGCACACGAAGGCAAUUCCCAGUCGGUGAACUUGCUUGCGUUAUGAUUCCUGAAAUUCAUGGGAAAAAGGCGCUUAAUCCGUUAAAAACUGAAUGUAAAUACUUUUAUGUUAAUAUUAACUUAUAACGGUUGGUUACUGUAUUUAUCAUUUAAUCGUCAAAUAACUUAUCUGAUAUCAAUUUAACAUUUUCGGUAGUAUUUCUUAUUUGUGUCAAAUGUUUGAAAAUGUAGUAUAGUUUCAUGAUUUCUGUGAUUUUACUAUUUACUAAAGUGUAACAAAUUAUUAAAAUUAUUAUUAUUAUUAUUUCUUAUUUAUAUUUAUAAUUUAAUUAUUUAUAUCCGUUCUUUAUGGUAAAUUUUAAAUAAUUAUUACUAUAUAUCUAUUUUAUAUACUAGUUCCUAUAUAAGUUUAAUAUUUAAUUUUGUGUGCAGUUAUGACUUCAAAUGAACCUAAUGUAUUAUUAUUCUUAUUUCACCAUCAUUAUUAUAUAGUAAAAUAUUUGCGCCCUCUAUAAUUAUGUUGAUGGCCACUUAUUGAUAAAUAUAAUAAAUAUUAUGCCUUAUAAUAAUUGAAUGAAAUACCUUUAGACCUGAUUGAUUAUUGAAUAACAGAAUUUUGAUUAUAUACAUAUGACAUAGUGUUAGGCCUAUAUUAUAUUGAAGUAGUACUGUAUCAUAAUAAUAAUUUAUCUUACGCUUCAAGAGUAAACAAAAAUAUAUGUAGCCUAUAUAUAUAUAUAUAUAUAUAUAUAUAUAUAAAUCAUCAAAAUUAAAUACAGUGUUCGAAUAAAGGACAUUAUGGUUCAUCGUGUAGCAUAGUCCUCACCGAAUGUUGUGCUACACGAUGCAAGGUAAUUCAACAAAAGGACGCACAUCUCCGCUCUCGAACAUAGCGCGUGCGUACAGUCCUUUGAUCUUUACUGUUACAUCGACAAUCCGAUACUAGUUGCGAGUUCAGCCGUCAAUUAUUA